Molecule: messenger RNA, 6788 nt
Organism: Phymastichus coffea
Lineage: Eukaryota; Metazoa; Arthropoda; Insecta; Hymenoptera; Eulophidae
Product: deubiquitinase DESI2
Exons: 6
Coding region: 524-1132 (202 amino acids)
Biological process (GO): protein deubiquitination
Molecular function (GO): deubiquitinase activity
Source: RefSeq, a predicted model, not a curated record
AGAGCAGCACUGGCAGCAGCAGUUGGCGAUUGCAGUUUAUGUGGACAGUCGUAUCCCGCAAGCAACGUUUUCUCUCCCAUUGUCGUGUUUCUUACAUUCGGGAGUAUAUCCGAAUCCACGCAUCAUUAUUGUGGUUGUGUAAAUUCGCGCGUAGAAUAGUGCGUGGAAGAAAGUUGCCUUUGUGUUGCGUGGACUCGUGCUGGGGAGAAAUUUGUUUAGAUUAUUUUUAAAAUAACGACCAACGACGAGCUGGCAGUUCCCGUUUGUGCUGUCUUCUCUGGGAACAUGAUUGUUUCUUAGCUGCAUCAGCGUGUUCUCUUCGUUUAGUAUCUACAUUUGUCUCGAGAUAAAUUUCCAAUCUCGUGCUGCUCUGACUGUGCAUGUGCUUAAUUGUCUCAUUAUUGACAGACUUUCUAGUGCUUAAAGAAUGAUCAUUGCUGGAAUGCUUGCUUAAAACUUGAAAAAGGUGCACUGGAUUAGUAGAUAGACGCAGCUUCUUUUUUGCUGUGCAAACAUUUCUAUAAUGUUUUCGUCAGGUCUUGGCUGUAACUUGUCGUUUCCUAGCUGCCUUGGUUAUACUCAAGAGAGUGAAGAGUUACUUCCCAGAAUGGCACGUGAACCUAUCACACUCAAUGUUUAUGAUAUGUAUUGGAUCAAUGAGUAUACAACUCCAAUGGGAUUAGGAGUUUUCCACUCUGGUGUUGAAAUUUAUGGAACUGAAUAUGCAUAUGGGGGCCAUGCACUUCCAAUGACUGGGAUAUUUGAGAUACUUCCAAGAACUGCUGAAGAAUUAGGAGAACAAUUUAGAUUUAGACAAUCAAUUCACAUUGGCUACACGGACUUUACCGAGGAAGACGUGGCUCGAAUAAUCAACGAGUUGGGCAAAGAUUUCAGAGGCGAUCGUUACCACUUAAUGAACAAGAACUGCAAUCACUUUAGCGGCCAAUUUAUCAAUAUUCUAUGCAACCAAGAAAUUCCAGCUUGGGUAAAUCGCCUUGCCUACUUCAGCUCGUGCGUACCGUUCCUACAGCGUUGUCUGCCAAAAGCAUGGCUAACACCAGUAGCCUUGCAGCAUUCAUUGAGUACAGUAAGCAAUCACGAGAGUACAUCGCCAUCAAAUACGUCAUUAUAAUAUCAGGAGCAGCGUCAUCGACGCUACCAAGGUGGCGAUGAUGACGACGCGACGGCUCAAGCUUCUGCCAGCAGGGAUCAGAGCUUUUGAGUGAAUGUAUGUAAAGUGGCUAUACAAGUGGCAGUAAGUUACUACCUAUCACCGGUUAGAUUGCGUUGUUUAUAAAAUAUACGCGUUUAUUACGGUGUACGAAUUAAUUUUACCCAUUUGUUGUCAGGCUCAAAUUUUAUAUGUGCAUUUAAAUGUAAAAAUAUUUGAUUAAUUUGUCUCUCGUUGUUUGUAUGUGUAUGGCUUAAUUGAUAAUUUAGUCGCUAGUGCAGUGUUUAUGUAGUUUUUUAUUAAAGCCAGUGUCGCGUAUUAUUGAUUGAGGUCCUUGAAUGUUUAACAAACAGUUAAAGAGGGAAAUCGAAUAAUACAACAAAAAAAUAAGUAACUUACUGCCAUUUGAUUUUUUUUACGUAUAUAAAUAAAAGAAAAACGCCAACAGUUCGAGAAGGCAUUAGAGAUCUUAAAUUACGAGUGAGUGAUUUAUGAGUAAAAUUUAGAGAAAUUUGCCUUCCUUGUAACGUUACUCUUAUACAUUUAGACAAUGAAGCGAGUAAAGGAUAUAAAUAUAUACAUAUAUGAAUUUAUAAAUAUUGCAAUCAAUUCGUUGGAAAUAUGCAAUUUCACAGUUAUAACAGUUAAUGAGUAGCGAUUUAUGAAAAAUAAAAAGUGUUGCCUAAAAAAUCAAAUUUUUAUAAAGAGACUGAUUAAAAAAAACAAAAAAAAACCAGUUUACUUACCAGACAACAUGAACGUGCAAUUGCCAAUACGAUACUGUCGAGUCCUAAUUCACAAAUAGGUAUAAAUAAUUCAGAUUUGUAAGAUAACGUUACCAAUCUACUUAUUUGUUUAUACUUCCGUAAUUUUUUACUUAUAAAUACGUAUAAAUACGUACAAAUAUUUAUGAAUCCUAAUUCUUUAUUCGACUUUGAAUGUAAAUAAAUGAAUUUCAGUGUUGACCAUGGUUUUCUAUAAAUUGAAAAAAUUGCAGUACGUGUAAAAAAAUCAAUAUUCUCAACUUAAUUUCCUACAGCAGAAUUAUUUUUGGUAAACAAAAGUACUGUAGAAAAAAUUCUGUGAUGAAACCUUCAAUAAUUGCUUGGCAAAAUUACUGUAACACCAUCAUAUAUGAGAUUCAAUGUUUCUAUGUACGUUAACUAUAAUUGCCCAUCCUGUCGUAUCGAUCGAUUUGAAAAAUUAAUUACAAAGUGCAUGUCUCAGUGUCGCGAUAGCUGCCACUACAUUGAUUAUCAAUUUACCACAGCACUAACGCUACUCCUGUUGCAUGAUGACUCGCAUUUAGAAUAUUAUUUUAGAAUAAUUACUAUCGAGAAAUGUGUAGGUAAAUGGACAUUUUUUUACUUAUCGUUCUACAUAGUUCAUAUAACCAAAGUUAUGCGAGGCGAAAUUAUAAUAAAAAAGAAGUAAUAUGUCGUUGGUGAUGCUAUAAUUGUUAUGAGAGAGGGAGGGGGAAAAGCUUAGUAAUGUAUAUUAAGUACAAUCAUGUCACCGAGUAGUCGACUCAAGUUCAGCAUUUUCUAAGUACUUAUAUUUAUAUAUUUCUUCAACGCUUGUUAUUUACCGCUCGAGAAAAGAUAUAUACUUAGGAAAUGCCAAAGUCGAUUUCUUUUUCUUGCUCCGAAUUCGUUUAUGCUAAUCGAGGCAACUGCAAUUUUAUAUGAAAUUGCUUUAGAAAGACUCAAGUCACGAAGUGUUAUUUUAUAUAUAUAUACAUCCAUCUCUUUUAUUGACCAAUUUAAUUUGUAAUUUUAUAUAGAAAACAAACAGAAAAGCCAACGAUGAAUGAAUUAUACGCUUACUUUGCUUUUAACUCUAGAGCACAGAUAUGAGAUGCCGAUAAUGUCAUUGUUGACUUGUCGAGCGAAGUACAAUUUAUUGCACUUACACACAGCUAUGUACGUACUGUUCGUUGUUCUCGAACGUUGGAAAAUAUAUUAAUAGAACACAGAAUUAGACUCGUCGAAGGGAUGAAUUUUUAUACUCUAAUUUCUUACUUUCUUCACAUAAAUAUGUAGUAUUUUUCGUCGCUUCUUUAGAAUCUCAAUCCUGAGAUACAUAAAUAUGUAAGUGAAUUUACGUUGAAACUUUUAAGUAAACAUAAAUUAAAUAAAUAGAAAAAUUGUUAAAAUCAUAGUUAAAGCAAUUAAUGUUCAAUAUAAAAGUUAGUUAUCUGCCUUCAUAAUGUUGCAACUUAUGCUCAGUAUUAACAAACAAAAUGAACAAAAUUCAAUUAGUGAUGUAACAAAUUUUGAUUCAGUAUGAACGUUUCGGUUUCAGUUUCUCACUAUACGCACGCACAGGAAAGAAAAAUCAGAUUUUAGCGACUAACUGAGUACUAUAUGAUAUAUAUUUAUCUGAACUUUUGUUUUCUUACUGCAUUGUAUAAAUGCAUAUAUUUGCAUUCGACGAGUGAUGAUGAAAUAAAGUAUAAGGCAUGAGUUUUUUAUUAAAUUUAAAGUAUACUUUUAUUAUAUUGACCGUUCCUACCAAUUGAUCCAUGAUUUUUAGAUGAUCGGAUGUGGAAAAAGUAUGUAGGUAAUGAAAUGAAAUCACAGUCGAAUUUAAGAGAAAUCAACUCUGUUUUUUAUUAUUCCAGCUAAUUUUCUUUAUAAUCAGUUCAGAUACAUUGUUACAGUUCUUGCAAAUGCGAUUACAAGACAUUAUAAAUGAAGCUCUAUGUAGAUUUUUUUUCUGUCGUACUGCGACAUUUCGAAAGCGUAUCAUCGGUCUACGGUAAAAUUAAAUAAUAUAUAUUAUUGAAAACAUUACACGCGCUCAUUGUCGAUUCAAUUUUUCAGUUGUAAUAAAUGCAAAAUUGACCUGAUUGACUAUAACGUUUCUCUUACGUGUCUUUUUCCUUUUGCUGUUCGCUUACUUUGGAAAUAAGUCCUUUGAAAUUCUUUUAAUAAAUAUACACGCCAACAAUGCACGGGUUAUCAUAAAUAAAACUUUUUUUAUAUCUCGUAUUCUAUUGUUGUUUUAUUGCAUUAAUCAAUAAGGUAAGUCUAUAGGAUAAUAAAACUACUAGAAAUUUAUACAAAAAAAAACGGAGGGAUGUAAAAUAAUAUAUAAUAAAAGCACAAGUUUCUGAGUAUAGUAUUGUAAGGUAAACAAAUGAUUUUCGAAGCGCAAGAGAAAAUCAUCGAAAUGACACUCGUGUAUGUGCAGCUUGAUUGUGAAACGUAAGGGGAGAUAAGAAAUUAUUACAAUAAUAUAUUAUGUGUACUAGUUUUUACAGUGAAUCAUAAAUAAUUAUUAUCAUAUAAGUAUUCUGCAACAUCGUAUCUUCGGAGGGGGAAAGAGAAUCUAAUAAAAUGAAGUAAUGUAACUUGUUCGCCUAUCUACCUUCUCCUGAGACACAGACAAGGACGAUAUCCCGAAGGUCAUUAAACGAUAAUACGUCUAAAACGCACUUAUGUAUAAAAAGUAUACAAAGUUUCUAAAAGUUAUUACAAGGUACUAAAAUUUGUACAAAAAGUGAUUUGUUUAUUCCCUUUUUAUUCUUUUUCCUUUAGUUUAUAAAUCACCAGAAGGAUAAACGUUUUUUUUUGUUUUUUCCGUGUAAACCGCAUGUUUAUAUGUUUCCGUUAGUUAAGCAAUAUAUUGACUUUUCAGUAUAUUGACGCGAUACACUGCGAUAACAAUUUUUUUCUAUGACACGUGUUAAUAUGCUUUUUUUGAUUUUUAGAACCCUUUCAUGUAGUAACAAUUAUUAUGGAAGAUAGAUCGGCUAGUACUCGAGGGCGAGUACUCGAUAAAGUGACAUUCUUAUUUCGAGUUUGCUAAUAUAUCAUAUACGCAUAUAACCAAUAAUAAUUUGUGAAUAGUUACUUUUAAACCUUUGUUUCUUUAUUUAUUAUGCUUAAUUAAUGCCGAUGGCUAAUACAGUAUACUACUUCUUUCUUCGUUUCCCAGUUUACAUCAAAAUUUUUUCUUUACAUUAUUCAUAAUUUUCUACGUCGUAUGUAGCUUAUUGAAAAGAAAAACAUUUUUUAGAAAUAGUACAUAUAAAAAAUAAGGCAACAAAUAUGUACACGAUAAAACAUCCUUCUGUUUAUUAUACCAAACGUACAUGUUUUGGUAAGGUUUUUGUGUAUAAAAAACUAGACAAAAAGCCGGUAUAAAUAACUUAAAAGUACUUUAGAACACAGGCAGAAUGUUGGUAAUUAAAUUACCAAUAAAUUUUCAUAAUUUUCUUGUCGCAUUAGUCAUUUUUUUCUUUUUAAAAUCUAUAGUCUAUAAGAAGCUUAUCCUAAAUGAUCACACAAUAAUUAAAGUGCCUGUGUUUGAUAACCGCUUGUUUCUGAACAUACAUGGAUUUUAAAUUUCCUUGGUUACAAAAAUCGUAGACAAUUUAAAAAAUGAUUAUGCAAUCUUAUCACUUGUGUAUUUCUUUCAUUGCGCGGAAAGAAGAGAAACAAUGAAAAUAGCAUAAUUUCUAUAUGAUGAAAUCUCUUAUGUCAUGUAUAUCCCGCAUGAAUUUUCAUAGUAAACAUUGCACAAUGUGUAAACUAAAAAUAUAUUUGUAUAAUACAUACGACGUAUGCGAGAUUAUUAUUCUUAAUAAAUUUGGACCAGCGUUACGACCAAAAAGUUGGUUAUUUAUACUUAUUUUGUAUCUAUAAAAACAGAAAAGUUUGUCAAUCAUGCACAUCAUGAACAAUACUCGUCAUCGAAACUUCGUCGACGUCGAUUAAAAUACAUUAUCGGCCGUCUUGGACUAAUUUAUUCUUUCAUAUCUUGCUGAAUAGAUUAAGUAAUUUUUUUUUGUUUAUUGCUAAGUAAUUUGACAGAGAUUUUCCCUACAUUUUCACCCUCGUUUCAUUUCAUAAAUAUAUCAGAUUCUCAAUGAUUAAUAAGUCCUCGUUCUUACAUAGAGCACACGCAAGUAAAGUAAAAAUAAAUUAUUUGAAAAAACGAGGAGGAGGUAAUGACAAUUAAUAUUAAUACAAUAUUUGCAUCUAUUAAUAUUCCGCAAUCCCUUAAUAAAUAUAAGCUUAUAUACAAUUCAUUCUCGAGACAGACAAUAAAUCUUUAAAAUUUACUCUCUUAUACGUAUAAUUAAAAACUUUACAUUCGAGCGCCAAAGAAGAGAAUAAGAAAUAAAAAAAUUAUAGAAUUGAUCAUUGCAACCAUUGUCAUUAUCUAAAGCUCGGAGAAAAACUAUUUAUAAGGUAAAUAAUACUAUCUGCAUUAAACAUGAAAAAUCUUCAUGAUUUUCCAUCGGUACGUCUGGUAUAUAUAUAAUCUAUUUCUAUAUAAUGCACUAAAAGUAGAAAAAAAUAAUCUUUAAGGUGAUAGACAGCGCAAUGUAUUUUUAUACUAUGCAUACCUUAGUUGCUUUUUUUCUUUCUUUACACUCUUGCCAUCUUCAUCCAUGAUGAACGCAAUAAUUAAUUAGCGAGCAGAAAUGAAACAAUAAAAUUUACAAAAAGAAAAUGCCGCUAUGUUUGCGGGUGAGCGAAGCCAGUCUCACGAUACUUUUUUAAAUUUUUAUAAUAAUUAUAAUAUUCACUUGUCAAAAGAUUAUAGAAAAAAUGUUACGCUGCUACAAGUGUAUGUAUAUAUAAUAUUUGUAUAAUCCUCGCGU